AUGGAAGACAAAUCCAAUUCGUUCUCGAGCAACAAAGAGGAGAAAGCGGAUGGGAAUAAUGUGUUCCAGAGGCAAGACUCGAUCCUGAAGAACAGCAUGGGGAGUCAGAACAUGAAAGACCACGGCAACUCAGUGGGUGGCAAGGGGGACCGGGAAGAAGCCAUGGUCGGCUUUGACGAUAUAGACGCCGCGUCCAGGCAAUACGGGUUUAUGCAGCGGCAAUUUGGAGCCAUGAUGCAGCCCGGGGUGAAUAAGUUCUCCUUGCGGAUGUUCGGCAGUCAGAAAGCCGUGGAGAAAGAGCAGGAGAGGGUGCAGACGGCUGGAUAUUGGAUCAUUCACCCCUAUAGUGAUUUUAGGUUCUACUGGGACUUGAUAAUGCUCAUCAUGAUGAUGGGGAAUCUAAUUAUCAUUCCUGUGGGAAUUACCUUCUUUUCCGAGCAAACCACCACCAGCUGGCUCGUCUUCAACGUGGCGUCGGACACCAUCUUCCUGGUGGACCUGGUCAUGAACUUCCGAACGGGAAUUGUCAAUGAGGAAAGCUCGGAGAUCAUCCUGGACCCAAAGGUCAUUAAGAUGAACUACCUGAAAAGUUGGUUCGUGGUAGACUUCCUGUCCUCCAUCCCGGUGGAUUAUAUCUUUCUAAUAGUGGAGAAAGGCUUCGACUCAGAGGUCUACAAGACGGCCCGAGCGCUGCGCAUCGUACGCUUCACCAAAAUCCUCAGCUUGCUCCGUCUUCUCAGGCUUUCACGCCUCAUCAGAUACAUCCACCAGUGGGAGGAGAUCUUUCAUAUGACGUAUGACCUGGCGAGUGCGGUGGUAAGAAUCUUUAAUCUGAUUGGCAUGAUGCUGCUGCUCUGUCACUGGGACGGAUGCCUGCAGUUCCUGGUGCCGCUCCUGCAAGACUUCCCUCCCGAUUGCUGGGUGUCGCUAAACGGUAUGGUUAACGACUCGUGGGGGAAGCAGUACUCAUACGCCCUGUUCAAGGCCAUGAGCCACAUGUUGUGUAUCGGGUAUGGAGCCCGAGCGCCUGUUAGCAUGUCCGACCUCUGGAUCACCAUGCUCAGUAUGAUCGUUGGCGCCACCUGCUAUGCCAUGUUCGUGGGUCACGCCACAGCCCUCAUCCAGUCUCUGGACUCGUCCCGACGACAGUACCAGGAGAAGUACAAGCAAGUGGAGCAGUACAUGUCCUUCCACAAGCUGCCUGCCGACAUGCGUCAGAAAAUCCACGAUUAUUAUGAACAUCGUUACCAGGGGAAGAUAUUUGAUGAAGACAGCAUCCUUAACGAGCUCAACGACCCGCUCAAAGAGGAAAUUGUGAACUUCAAUUGCCGUAAGCUGGUGGCCACGAUGCCUCUGUUUGCGAACGCGGACCCAAACUUUGUGACAGGAAUGUUGAGCAAACUGAAGUUUGAGGUCUUCCAGCCCAACGAUUACAUUAUUCGUGAGGGAACCGUGGGGAAAAAGAUGUACUUCAUACAGCACGGAGUGGCCAGUGUCAUUACCAAAUUCAACAAAGAGCUCAAACUCACUGACGGAUCCUACUUUGGAGAGAUCUGUCUGCUGACGAAAGGACGCCGUACAGCUAGCGUCCGUGCGGACACCUACUGCCGGCUUUUCUCUCUAUCUGUUGACCAUUUCAAUGAAGUCCUGGAGGAGUAUCCCAUGAUGCGCCGUGCUUUCGAGACUGUGGCUAUUGACCGCUUGGACCGCAUCGGGAAGAAGAACUCGCUCCUGCUCCAGAAAUUCCAGAAGGAUCUGAACGCUGGCGUCUUCAACACUCAAGAGAACGAGCUGCUGAAGCAGAUCAUCCGGCAGGACCGAGAGAUGGUGAUGAUGGUGGAUCGGAAGCAGUCAGUCACGGGGAUGAACUCCACGCCGAUGUCUGGAAACUCCAUCAUUAACUCUCCCGCUCAGCCACCGUUCGCUACAGCGACAGCUAUUCUUGGGAACAACCAAUUACAGCAGCAGGCCGCCCCACUAAGCUACAGCACCUCCGCCACUAUAACCCCGUCAGGUCGCGUGCCGCCUUCACAAGGCGUCACGUUUUCAGCACCGAGCGUUUCUCAUGGCAAUUUGAGCUCCUCUUCGCCCAAUCCCCCUACGCCCUUGCAGCAGCCAGCAGGGGCAAUUAUGUCCCCUUGUUCGUUCACUACUUCCAUUUGCAGUCCGCCAGUGCAAACCCCUAUAGCUAGCCGAACAUUCCAGUAUGGAUCACCGACGGCCUCCCAACUGUCCCUUGUACAGCAAGCCUUACCACAGCAAUCCUCCCCAGCCUCUUUACCCCAACCACCAGCCCAACAGCAACCGCAAGGGGCGUCCCCUCAGAGGAGUGAUGUCCACAAGAGUGCGCAGGCCCUCCAGUCUGGCAGCCUGAGCAAGGACUUACGCCACCUCUCCGCCUCGCAGCCCUCGCUGCCCCACGAGACCUCACUGGCUGCCCGGGCGCACCCCACAUCGGGCGAAUCACUCGCUUCCAUUCAGCCACCACCCAUGGGAUCCGCGGCAGGCAUCCAGGCCCCGGGCUCCGUGCUGCAGAGCGGCAUCCGCACCAACGUCCCUCAGAGGGUUGCCCUUUUCCGGCAGAUGUCAUCGGGUGCAUUACCGCCAGUGCGCACAGCACCCUCUAGUGCCCAGCACAGGGAUUCAACGGGCUCCAGGAGAGAGUCGGCAGUCUUAAGCAGUACAGAGACGGAACAAGACAAGAUGCGAUUCGCAUCGAAUUUAUGAUCCCGUUUUACUUUUUUCAUGUUCAUUUUUUUAAAAGAUAUUUUGAUUGAUUUUUAUGGAGAGACUACCGAAAAAAAAAAAACGGGGAAAAGACUUGUAUUUUUUUUCCUCCAACUUCCUCUGAAAAGAUAACCUCAUAGCUAUCCUGUACAGAAUUUCCUUGUACUAUAUUUUAGACACACUUCCCCUUCAACUUAAGAAUGUAUAUUAUACAAAUCUCUCUCUCUAUAUAUAUAAAUAUAUGUGCAAAUCCAACUAGAAUAUUUGGCACCGACCAUAUGGGAAAGAAAACAAACUCUAGUAUAAACGCAAGUCUUCCUCUCAAACAUAUGUGACUAUAACUUGUCUGAAAAUGGUCUUUUCUGUUGAUGUUUUUUUCUUACAGUUAUGUUUUUCGUUAUCGUUUUGGGUAUGGGAAUGCAAUGAUGUUUUUUUUUUCUGUUCUCGAAGAGAAGCUGACAAAACAAGUCCAGCAUUCAGCAGCUUUUGACAUCACUGUGGAAAAUGUUUGCGCAUAUCAAAUCUGGGAAAAAUACUAAAUGUUUAAAAAGCACAUCUACAAACUGUUACUGUCUGGAAAAAGAAAUAAUGAUAAUAGUAAUAAUAAUUUUAAUUAUAAUAUCAGAAAAAAGGUGCAGUUUCGAUCUCUGCAAUACAUUGUGUUGUGCAAUAAUUGCGUCACAUUUUAAGAAGGGAAUUAAUGUGUUGUUUUCAUUUUUCUUUUUAAUAUAGUUUAUUUUUGUCAAGGAUGUGUGGUCAAAUCGGACUUUAUUUUCUGAUUUCAGAAUGAGACGGACAUUAUGAAAUGUCACUUAAAGACUGUACAUUUACAAUAUUUAUAAAAACUAAAGAUUAUCACCAUUAUGCAAUAGACUGUGAUAUAAAGAUUAUCUAUAUGUGUGUUGUACAUAGUUUUGUAGAGCUAGUAUUUACAAAAAGUAACGUGUGGUGCAUUUCUCAAACAUGGCAAUGUCUUAUCUCUGUCAGCAGCCUGGGUAAUGCCUAUAUAUGCAUAUAUAUAUAAAUAUAUAUAUUCAAAUGGUAAUAUGUGACGACAAACAUCAGAAACAAUCAUUAGAGAUAAGAAAACCUUAAUGCAAAUAGUAGCGUUACAGAGUAGGUAGUAAUAAAGACAAUUCAUGUAUUCAGAAAUAUCAUGCUGGCGAAAUAUAACGAUAUAUGAGUGAUUAUAGUGCAGUUGGGGGAGGGGAAAUGCAUCAACAUUAUCAACAAAGCUUAAUGCAUCAUUUCCAAAUCUCUAAAUGAGAAUCAAAUGCAUUUAUCUGAUCAUGUUAGGUCUGCUUCCAUACCCUGAUAGGCGCUUUAUUUUUAUAUUAAUAGUGUUCUUCUUAUGAAUCAGUAUUAAUAACUCACACACACACACACUACUCCAACUUCUGUUAUGGCAAUGCAUAUUCCAUUAUUGUUUGCAUUUAACAUUUUAAGACUGUGAAAACCACAUUAAUGUAUUUAUUUACACUGUAUGUCAUGCUACUAAUGUUCUCACCGAGUCCAAGACACGUAACAUACUGUAAUAAUCUGUAAACCGACAGCACUGGGGAGAUUAUUGUCAAAAGAUUUACAGAUUUGGAAGAAAGAAAAACAGAAGCUGCUUUGCAUUAAGGUUUUUAUCUCUUCCGCGUGUCGAUUCAUCCAGUCCGGGGCUUAAGACUUUGAAAUAGCAUGUCAUUCACCUGUAUUGGGGGUUAAACAUUUGGUUACCCCUUCUAUUUUUAACGAAUUUGUGCAAUACAGCUACCGAAAGUCUGUAGGACUGAUCUGACCUGUGCAAAGUCUCCAAGCCCCCUUGCACAAUGUUUUUAAAGAUGAUCCCCCUCCAAAAAACCCUAACAAAAGACAAAAAAAAAAACACUUGUGUCAGUACUGUACCGGUGCAAAUCCCAUAAAGCGAUCAUAAACGCAUGCAUUGUCACAAAUACUUAAAAAAAAAUAGAGAGAAACUAUUUUAAAAAUGUUGACGUUUAAAUGUAUUGUGAGAUUACGUUUUUUUGUUUCGUUUCUUGUCUGCCUAGACGUUCUCUGUGCGUAUCAAAAACAUUGCGUUUUCACGAAAAAGGACAUUCUUAAGUAUUUGUGCCUAAACUAUAGCCAUGUUUCAUCCUUUUCAUUUUAUGAACGUGAGUCGUGUUGUGUGUGCGCAUUCACACACAUGCACACGUAUGUAAACCAGUGUAUACGUGUAUGUUCAAUGUUUUCUGACAAGAACAAAAUGCAAUGGGAAUGGCCAAACGUAUUGGAU
Danio rerio (zebrafish) is the source of this 4987-nucleotide messenger RNA. The record is from RefSeq and is a predicted model, not a curated record. Lineage: Eukaryota; Metazoa; Chordata; Actinopteri; Cypriniformes; Danionidae.